This is a messenger RNA of Pyrus x bretschneideri (Chinese white pear), 1530 nucleotides long. Its product is annotated as heavy metal-associated isoprenylated plant protein 6-like. The record is from RefSeq and is a predicted model, not a curated record. Gene Ontology annotation, molecular function: metal ion binding. Lineage: Eukaryota; Viridiplantae; Streptophyta; Magnoliopsida; Rosales; Rosaceae. The transcript is spliced from 5 exons. Bases 154 to 1200 code for a protein of 348 amino acids.
CACCUCCCUCCCCUCUCCCUAUAUAUUAUCAUCCUCCCUACCUCUUUCCUAAUUCUCCAAUUCACCAAUUUACCCCCCAAAAAAAAACACAAACACUUCUUGUUUGUUCUCUCUUUUCAUAUCGCACGCCCACGCCACCAACAACUACCAGUCAUGGGUGAGGAAAAGGAAGCGCCGAAGAAUGACGGUGAGAAAAAGCCGGCUGACGCCGCCCCCAAGAAGGACGACGGGGUGGUCACCGUCGUUUUGAAGACCGACAUCCAUUGCGAGGGAUGCGCCAAGAAAAUCAAACGAGCCGUCAAGAAAUUCGAAGGCGUUGAACAAGUGAAGACGGAUAGUGCAGCCAACAAAGUGACUGUGACUGGGAAGGUUAACCCCGCCGGGCUUAAGGAGAAACUGGAGCAGAAGAUUAAGAAGAAGAUCGACCUGGUCUCUCCUCAGCCCAAAAAAGAUGGCGGUGGCGGUGGUGGAGACAAGAAGCCUGCCGCAGAGGGAAAGGCUGAGAAAAAGGAUGAUGAGAAAAAGCCAGCUGAUGAGAAAAAGCCGGCUGAAGACAAAAAGCCCAAAGAGGCACCCAAAGAGAGUUCUGUGGUGUUGAAGAUCAGAUUGCAUUGUGAGGGUUGCAUGCACAAGAUGAAGAGUAAAAUCUCCAAGUUUAAAGGUGUUAACAGUGUCAGCUUUGACGCACCCAAAGACCUGGUAAUGGUCAAGGGAUUCAUGGAUGUAAAGGAACUUGUACCCUACCUCAAAGAGAAGUUCCGGAGGGCCGUGGAAGUGGUCCCACCCAAGAAAGAUGACGGCGGAGCUGCCGACAAGAAGUCAAAAGACGGCGGUGGUGACAAGAAGGAAAAGGAAGCCGCAGGAGGCGAUAAGAAAGAGAAAGACGGUGCUGGUGAGAAGAAAGAUAAAGCAGUCGCAGCAGGUGACGGCGCCGCCGCAGGAGGAGGAGGAGGAGGAGGCGCCCCCAAGAUGGAGGUGAGCAAGAUGGAGUAUAAUGGAUACCCUUACCCACCUCCUUCUUACUACUGGUACGACGAAGGGCACGUUUACAACCACAACAAGUUUGUCAUGGAGGCUCAAGCGCACCAGGCGCAAGUUAGCCAGGGGUCCUCUAGCCAUGGCUACGCUGUGCCGAUGGAACACUACCCUGCGCCGCAGAUGUUCAGCGACGAGAAUCCGAACGGUUGUUCGGUGAUGUGAGUGCUGAACCGAUCGACCGGUGGUUGGUUUGACGAAGCUUUGAAAUUAAGAAAAAUAUUAUAUAGAGGGUCAAAAUCGGAAUUUCACAAAAAAUGUAUAUAUUACGAGAUGCAGCUAAUACAAGGUUUAAUUAUGAGUAGGAACUGAUGGGAAUUUUGGACUUAAAUACACGGUGUAGUAGGGUUAGACCGACCGGGCGGCCGCCCAGAUGAGGCAGCCGGUUCAGAUGUUGGGUUUGGUUAUUGGUUAGUAUAAUAUAAUUAAACUUUCUGCUAAUUUUUUAGUUGUAUUUUUGAUACUUUUUAAUAAAGAUAUUAAAUCUUAUCUUAA